AAACACGUCAAACCCCACCCAUUUGGGGCGUUUUAACCAAUUGGAGCGCAGCUACCUCCAUUUCGUCGCUGUAAACCAGCAUACUGCUACUCUCAAUUUAAAACAGCACUGUGGGAAAAUGUUGGCGUGACUUCAUUGUCUGCGACUCCAAAAGUUUCCACACGUAUGCCAUGACGUUUGAAUUCGCUUGACAACUGAUAUCGGAUACCAACGUUCAGGAAUCACCAUGUCCACCACUCUGCUGUGGGCCGUGGAUGUGUACGGGAGAGUGUACAGCGUAUCAACCGCCGGCCAACGUUGGGUGCGUGCUGAUGACUCUCUUCUGGAGCUCAAGCGUGUCACCGCCGGCAAAGGUCGGUGCUGGGGCAUCGGCUGUGACCACCAAGUCUACCUCAACAUGAUCCCCCAUGAGACUCCCAUCCGCUACAAAGAGGAGACUUAUGAAAACCAGAGGUGGAACCCGGUGGACGGCUUCACUGAUACGUUGCUGCCCACAGACCGCUGGCCCUGGAGUGAUGUGACUGGGAUGAAUACCCAACCACUCCACAGCUUUCAGUUGCCAUCUCGCAGCUGGGAAUGGGAGGGGGACUGGUAUGUGGAUCACAGCUGGGUAGGAGAACCCAGCCACGCUGGGGGUUGGGAAUAUGCUGUCGACUUCCCCGCUAACUUCUCACCUGACAAGAAGUGGAACUCCUGUGUGCGUCGUCGGCGCUGGAUCCGCUACAGAAGAUAUACAGCACAAGGGACCUGGGCAAAAAUCCCCUUGGACCAUCCUAGGAAGCUCCCACCACCUCUCUGUGAUCUUAGUUGCGGUGGCUGGGAGAUGAGUGAUGAGUCCGGAAGGUAUCCUUAUCUUUGGGCUGUGUCUCAACAAGGGCAGGUGUGGUUUCGGGAGGGCAUCCAUCCUCGGGUCCCAGAGGGCUCUAGCUGGGAUGAAGUAGAGGUGCCUAAGGAGGUGGCCCAGUUAUCGCUGGGACCGAGAGACCUGCUGUGGGCUGUUCUGUGGGAUGGAAACCUGCUGGUCCGCACAGGCCUCAGCUUGGACAGCCCUACAGGUGUGUCUUGGGUGGAGUUAGAAUCACCUGCAAAAGAGGUUGAAACGCUUCACGUGUCAGUAGGGGUCAGUGUAGUGUGGGUGAUCACAAAGGACUAUAAGGUGUGGUUCAGGCGAGGUGUCAAUUCCCACAAUCCUUGCGGGUCAGGAUGGAUCAGGAUAGUUGGCGAGAUGAUGAUGCUCGACGUGGGACUCAACGACCAGGUUUGGGCUGUUGGUGAGGACCGCAGUCUAUAUUUCCGAAUAGGGGUAACUCCAUCCAAACCCAGUGGGAACGGUUGGAUCCCUGUUUCUGCUGUGUGGGGCAAGAGCAAAGAGAAUUCCCCACGCCGGUCUGCGGACUGCAGUGAGUUUGGUAACUACCUGAAAGGAACUACCCAAGGUUCAGCGGUGAGCUGCACUGAAUCUGAUUCAGAAUUAGGUCAGAUGGAGCUGGCAAAAAGCACAAGUCAUACCCCAGUCCUGCAGGCGGAAGCUCCCUCAGUGGUCCCCUUAGGAGGAGCCCCUGUACGCCCGACUGAGACACAAGAUACCAGUGCAGCACCCAAAACCUUCAUCCCUUCAAGUGACAGCUUCAUCAACAGUCUCAUGUCGGACUGCGACAGAACAUCCAUAAACCAACAUCCGAGUGUAAUACUUGUGGAGGAGAGGCAGUUCUCUCCAGCACAGAUCCACCUGAGCCCUGAAGCCUCUGGACCUGGCAGCCCUUGGAGCAAUGUGGAUCUGGAAGGCGCAGAGGCAUCUCAAAGUAUGCAAGCAGCAGUGCCUCACCCCGGUCAAGGUAGUGCCCCCUAUAGACUGGGUCUGGGAGGUAUACAAGGUAUUGAGGAGGAGGACGGUCCUGUGUGGGCUUGGAUCUCAGGAGGGGGGUGCAAUGUGGAUGCUGCCUCCCAAGUCAGCUGGCUCAGCGCUACAGGCCCACUGGUCAGCAGUUUCUCACUAACCCCCUUGCAGUCUUCAACCUGGAAUGAACAGCAGCACAGUGAGGAGAUCAGCAAAAAACCUCUGGAAAGAAGCAAUUCCAUCUGGGUGCGUAAAGGGAUACUACGUUGGUGGAGAGACUGGAAGCCGCAGCGCUGGAUGGACGUGGCUGUGGCUUUGGAACAGUCCACAAAGUCGGACGGGAGGAAGGACAGCAUCUUCUUUGUUUACUACACGCAAUAUGAUGAGAAGAAGUACCUUCACAUCUUCAUCAAUGAAGUGACAGCGCUGGUUCCAGUGUUGCGGGACUACCACUAUGCCUUUGCUGUAUACACAGCCCACAGGACCAGACUGAGGAGUCCCCUGGUCCUGGCAGCCCAAACUGAAAAAGACAUGAAUGACUGGUUGAGCUUGUUGUCUGACGUUUGCUGCAAGUGUCGGGGGAUUACCGUCCAACUCCCGUCCGGAGAGGCCCUGUGGUCCACAACAACCAAAGGGGAUAUUUUUGUCCAUGAGCCAUCCUUUUCCCUGGAAGCGGCCACGCAAACACUGUCAUGUGACCUCAUGUUCUGGCGUCAGGUUCCGGGCCACCUGCGCUGUGUAGAGUCUAACAGUUUGGGGCUGGUGUGGGGCAUCGGGUGGGAUGGCACAGCCUGGGUGUACAAUAGGUGCUCUGGGCGACAGGCCAACCCAGAAGAUGCAGAUCAUGAGUGCCAGCAGACAGAUGUCAGAAGUGUCCAUGUGUAUGAGAAUCAAAGAUGGAACCCCAUGACCGGGUACACAGACAGAGGGCUUCCCACCGACCGCCCCAUGUGGAGUGAUGAGAGUGGACUGAAGGAGAGCACCAAAGGCAACACACAGCCACCCUCUCCUCAGUGGGUAUGGGUGUCAGAGUGGGCUUUGGACCACAGUGUUCCUGGAGGGACAGACAAGGAUGGAUGGCAGUAUGCUGCUGACUUUCCUGUAACGUUCCAUGGCCACAAAACCCUGAAAGAUUUUGUUCGGCGAAGACGUUGGACAAGGAAGUGUAAAAUCACACAGAGAGCUCCGUGGCAGCCGGUCUGGCCGAUCCCUCUCAGUGACAUCUCUCUGAUGCCAUGCCUGGCCCACAGCAGCUUUGAGCAGGUCCCCCUGUGGGCCCUCAGUGACAAGGGGGACGUGCUGUGUCGGUUAGGCGUAACCCCACAAAACCCAGCGGGCAGCUCAUGGCUUCAUGUGGGCACAGACCAGCCCUUCAAGUCCAUCUCCAUAGGCGGGGCCAGUCAGGUGUGGGCCAUCGCCAAGGAUGGAGCUGUCUUCUACAGGGGUUCCGUGUCCACGCAGAACCCUGCAGGAGAAUGCUGGUACCACAUCCCCGCGCCCUCACGGCAGACCUUGAGACAAUUAUCUGUGGGCCGGACGUCUGUAUUUGCAGUGGAUGAAAACAGUAACCUGUGGUACAGACAGGGUCUGACUCCGAGCUACCCUCAAGGCUCCGCUUGGGAGCUUGUCUCCAACAACGUCACCAAAGUCUCGGUUGGACCUUUAGACCAGGUGUGGAUGAUAGCGGACGGAAUGGUGGGUUUCCCAGCGGAGACUCCUGGGGCUGUUUGUCACAGGCUGGGGAUUGGACCCAUGCAGCCUAAAGGUCAAUCGUGGGACUACGGUAUAGGGGGAGGAUGGGAGCACAUUAGUGUGAGGGCCAACUCUGUGGAGGCCCCCCGCACAAAACACCUGCUUCCCACCACCGGACAACCAUCACCCACCCCACUACCCACACCGCUCAACGGGGCUGCUGUGGGUGUGUAAAUGCACUCUCUCUCCACCACACCUCUUGUAUGUGCCUGGAACCACGUUGAGAACGUUCAUAAAUGAUCACAGAGGGUAUGUUGAGAAUCACUCCCUAGCCACUAUAUAGUAGGAUUUUUGUGGUGCUGUUGGAAUGUGUAGUGAGUACGAUAUAGAGUAUCCCCGUAAUAAAUGAAAAAUAUAUCCCAUUAUGCAUCUUGAAAGAUAGUGAACAACCCACGAUCACUAGAAAAGCAAUACGGUAUAUGCAUACAAAAAAAGCACCAUAUUUGAGUAUGGAAAGCCUUUUGAGCAUUUAUUCUGUUUUUGCUCUCUUCAGAUCCAUUUGCUGGUAUUCUCUAUGUCCUUACUAGUAAAACAAAUGGGCCCAUGGUAGAACUGUUAGGGGCCUGGUAGAACAAAUGGCCACCUGGUAGAACAACUGUCAUAACAUUCUCUUCCACCACUAGUACCACUUUUUAACCUGGUUGAUAAACUACUGUGCUGCACGAGUAACACUAUAUGUCCAACUAGUAGGGAUCUCUCACACAUGAGUAGCCUCCUGGACCCUACAAGUAACACCAAAAUACCCAAUAAGGAGAUUGGCCUUACUAAUCACAUGCAGUUGUUCGACUAAAUAUCCUGAAGAUGUCCUACUUGUGUAGGAAAAAAAUCUCAUACAGCGGUCGAGUGUCAUCCCACUAGUGCAAUUUAGAAUUACUAGUAAUGUUCUACUAUGUUUACCCAAGUCAUUCCACUAUUGCCCUAAAUUGUCUUAGUACUGAGGACAGAGUGUAGCAAGACAUUUUUGGCAACUAAAUGUUACUGAGGCAAAACUACACUAGUUGACAACCAUGUAUUACUAGAAACACCAUGUACAAGUAGGUUAUUGUCCUCACUAGUAGGAUAAACUAUAUGCUACUAGUAGGAUAAGUAGAUCUUACCAAUGAGGCAAAAUCCACCAUUUGAAAACAGUGGUACUUGUUACUAGAGACAUUAUACAGUUUGAUAUCAAGCUCAAGGUCAAUGUACUAGUACCCUCUGUCCUCACUAGCAUGGCAAUUCACUGCACUAGUGGGACAGUUUGUCUUACUAGUAACUUUUGUAUUCUAGUGAGGGCAAAGAACUACUAGGGCACGUUUGCCAUGUUAGUAAAACUACAUGUAGUAUUACUAAAAUACACAAGAUAAAGAGGUUUGUGUACUAGUGACAUACAAUUGUACUAGUUCACAACACGUGCUUCAUUUGUAGUACUAGUUGAAUAGAAAUGUCAACUAGUGCAUGGUUUUGCCUCUCCAGCAACAUGUUGUUGUCCUACUCGUAUGUCAUACAAUAGUGGAAUAUAUGUUACUCGUUAGACAUGGCUAUUCUACCAGGGAAUCUUGCUAUAUAUCUUGAAUUCUCCUAUCAGUGAGGACAAAGCGCGUACUAGUACAUGAACCUUAGGCUGACAGGAAUUAUGUCAAGUAAAUGCUCCAGCAGCUUUCAAGUUUGGUUAUCCUGAUCAGGAGAGGACAACUUGCUACCAUCAAAGGAUAAUCUUGAUAUCCAACUCAAGUUUUAAGUAUUAGUGGAAAACCUUUUACCAAUGAGAGAGUAAACUUGUCUAUACUGUUCUAUAUAGUGUGUAGGGAAGGAGUGAAUGAUGGUCAACACAUCCUCAGUGAUAUUUAUGUAUUCAUGCAACCAACUGUCAAAAAAGGGAAUAUGAAUUGUUGUGCAUGUCUACAUCUUUUUUUUUUGUUUUUCUCAAUGGCUUUAGUUGAAAUGCAGAGUAUAUCAAUAUCAACAUUGAUCGUUUGAGGGCUAUUGUACCAAAACAUCCUACAUGUUCUUUUCUGUUAGUCAUUCAUGAAGAUUUUUAUUUUAUUCUUUUUGUACUGUUUUUUUUUUUUUUGGCCCAGUUACAACAGUGUUUUUGUGGUGUGUGUGUGUAUGUUCCUCUCCACCCUCAAGGCAAAAAUGUGAUAUGAAGAGACUAUAUGUACAGAGAAAUGAUGAGAUAGACUCCUCUUCCUGGAUUCUGCAAUAAUUACACAAUUAUAAAUAAAAAUGAAAUCUUCCUGUUAGCAUCAAAGACAAUUUCCAUGUUUGUUGUCAACAAUGUUUACACUGUGUGGGGGCAUUACUGCAGAAUGUGAAAUAAAAAUGAUUGGGGAAAAAAAUGUGUUUUUCAAAAACUUUUAUCCACACACUGUAUGAGCAAUAUUGUAAAUUAACCUUAUUGGACAAUACACGUGAACCACUAUAAAAUCCAAUUAAAACUACUGUCUGACGCAAGCAGAAAGGUGUAGUGAGUGAUGCAGGCAGUCAGUGGUAUUUUACAAGUCCUGCUUGAGUUAAUUAUGGUGAUAACUCAUUCACUCCUAUGGAUUUUUGUCAACUGGUAUCCAAACGUUAACUGCCAUCAAUGUACUGUAUAUAUUCAUAAAGUUCAACGAGUAGGCAUGAAAAAGCUUUCUGUUCAGGUUGCUGAUGAAAUUCAGGAUUGAAAACCUGUCUUGACUCUGAGAUCCCUAGAAGUAGCAAUGGCAGGUUUUGCACAUAAAAUAAAGAUUAGUCAUUAGUGUUAGUCAAUACUUUGUGGCAUUGAUGAACGAAGAAAAUGAUAGAAGAGUAGAGGAGCUAAGUUUGAUGGACCACAAAGUGGCAAUGAUUAGUAAGGGUGAAGUUAGAAAGGCACAAAAAAGGAUGAAAAAUGGAAAAGCAGUUGGUCCUGAUGACAUAUCCGUGGAGGUAUGGACACAAUUUGGAGAGGUGGCUGUGGUGUUUUUGACCAAUUUAUUCAAAAGAAUACUAGCAGGCGAGAAGAUGUGUGAAGAAUGGAGGAAAAGUGUGCUAGUUCCCAUUUUUAAGAACAAAGGCAAUUUUGAGAGCUGUGGGCACUAUAGAGGAAUAAAGUUGAUGAAGCACACAAUGAAGUUAUGGGAAAGAGUAAUGGAGGCUAGACUCAGGACAGAAGUAAGUACCUGUGAGCAACAGUAUGGUUUCAUACCUAGAAAGAGCACCACGGAUGCAUUAUUCGCCUUGAGGAUGCUUGUGGAAAAGUGCAGAGGAGGUCAGAAGUAGCUACAUUGUGUCUUUGUGGAUCUGAAGAAAGCCUAUGAAGUACCAAGAAAGGAACUGUGGUACUGCAAGUGUAAGUCUGGUGUGGCGGAGAAAUAUGUUAGAAUACACAGAACCACAAGAUGAAUGAGCGCGCUGGUGUGAACACAUCAAGUACACUUUGCUUCCAACUAUGUUUUGCUCCCCCGUCUUCUUUUUGUAACAUCCAUGUAAAAUAAGGUGUGUUUUGAAACCAAAUAAACAGAGGUGCUGAGGAGAGG
This is a messenger RNA of Syngnathoides biaculeatus (alligator pipefish), 7068 nucleotides long. RefSeq names its product tectonin beta-propeller repeat containing 1b (gene tecpr1b). Lineage: Eukaryota; Metazoa; Chordata; Actinopteri; Syngnathiformes; Syngnathidae. The record is from RefSeq and is a predicted model, not a curated record. The transcript is spliced from 26 exons. Bases 227 to 3763 code for a protein of 1178 amino acids. Gene Ontology annotation, cellular component: membrane.